Molecule: messenger RNA, 2754 nt
Organism: Drosophila ficusphila
Lineage: Eukaryota; Metazoa; Arthropoda; Insecta; Diptera; Drosophilidae
Product: sodium-dependent serotonin transporter
Exons: 8
Coding region: 868-2736 (622 amino acids)
Biological process (GO): sodium ion transmembrane transport; serotonin uptake
Cellular component (GO): neuron projection; membrane
Molecular function (GO): serotonin:sodium:chloride symporter activity; serotonin binding
Source: RefSeq, a predicted model, not a curated record
AUUAUCCAUUCCAAGUUGAAACUGAAUUAGUGAAAUGGAACUUUGCUCUUGUCAAUCGGCUGGACAGUAUAGUAAUGUGGCAACCAUUUAACAAGCCAAACUAGGCGCUCUUAAUGGGCCACGCCCACAACAACGCCCUCUUUUUGGGAGGCAGGAGGCAGGCGUUCAAUCAACUUCGAUGAGCAACAGUUUGCUGCAAUUUAAGUUACACUUUGCCACCUGUCGAGUCUCAACUUCGGACGCCCCCCACCCCAGAAGGAUAUUCCACUCCAGUCCAGGCCAAGUCGAGCCGAAGGGAUACUCGGUUCGUCGUCCUUCCGACGGCAAAUUGGCGCCCGCCUGCGCAGCGAGCGUAUAAAAGGACGAAUCCGGCCGCAGGAUUCAUCAGUUGGCCGAAAGGAGCGGCGCGCGUCUCUCAAGUCGGACGCAUGGAAGCCAGGAAACUUUGAAAGUUGUGCGGUGCCUUGGACAAAUUUUAAAAUCCACAGUGUUAAAUAUAAAGUAUGUGUGGAAAGUGUAUAAGUUAGUUUUUGUGUUAAAGAAAUACACAUUUUUUUAGUGUUAUCCAUACAAUUUCGGUCACCAGUCGAUUCAGGGAGUCCAGCAUGUGAAAGGGCCGUGGGAAAAAUGCAAUUUCCACGACCACAGCGUUAAACGGGCCAGAAAAGCCGAAUAGUGGAGGAGCGACGGAUUGCAGUUUGCAGGUGCAGCCGUGAAAGCCGCGAAUAGAGCGCAGAUUUCGCUUCUUCUGGCCUUCGGACUGAGCUCAGAGUUCGGCUGGCUAAGCUAGUGCCGCGAUCGGCGUACACUGCCACGCCUCCAGGCACCACGCCCCCUCCCCUCAACCGCCCACCCCCUCACAGCAUCAUGGAUCGCAGCGGCAGCUCCGAUUUCGGGGGAACAGCUGCCGCGACGGGCCGCUCGAACCCCGCUCCUUGGAGCAACGACAAGGAGUCUCCGAACAACGAGGACGACUCCAACGAGGACGACGGCGAUCAAGCAACGCCCGCCAAGGUCACCGAUCCACUGGCCCCCAAGUUGGCCAACAACGAGAGAAUUUUGGUUGUGUCUGUAACGGAGAGAACUCGAGAGACCUGGGGCCAAAAGGCCGAGUUCCUGCUGGCCGUCAUUGGCUUCGCCGUUGACCUGGGAAACGUUUGGCGGUUCCCGUAUAUUUGUUACCAAAAUGGAGGAGGUGCAUUCCUGGUUCCCUACUGCCUUUUCCUCAUUUUCGGCGGGCUGCCCCUGUUUUACAUGGAACUGGCUCUGGGUCAGUUCCACCGAUGUGGUUGCCUCAGCAUUUGGAAACGCAUCUGUCCGGCCCUAAAAGGUGUUGGCUAUGCAAUUUGCCUGAUUGACAUUUACAUGGGCAUGUACUAUAACACCAUUAUUGGAUGGGCGGUGUACUAUCUCUUCGCCUCGUUCACGUCCAAGUUGCCGUGGACCUCCUGCGACAAUCCCUGGAACACGGAGAACUGCAUGCAGGUUACCAGCGAAAACUUCACGGAGCUGGCCACCUCUCCAGCCAAGGAGUUCUUCGAGCGAAAGGUGCUGGAGAGCUACAAGGCCAACGGACUGGACUUCAUGGGUCCGGUGAAGCCAACGCUGGCUCUCUGUGUUUUCGGGGUCUUUGUCCUGGUCUACUUCUCGCUGUGGAAGGGAGUGCGAAGUACCGGAAAGGUUGUGUGGGUCACAGCUCUGGCUCCCUACGUCGUGCUGAUAAUCCUUUUGGUGAGGGGAGUUUCUCUGCCCGGCGCGUUCGAUGGCAUCAAGUAUUACUUAACGCCCGAGUGGCACAAGCUGAAGAACUCAAAGGUUUGGAUCGACGCCGCGUCGCAGAUAUUCUUCUCCUUGGGUCCUGGCUUUGGCACCCUGCUAGCCCUGUCCAGCUACAACAAGUUCAACAACAACUGCUAUCGAGAUGCCCUCAUCACGAGCAGCAUCAACUGCCUGACCAGUUUUUUGGCCGGCUUCGUCAUAUUCUCCGUUUUGGGGUACAUGGCUUUCGUGCAAAAUACCUCAAUAGACAAAGUGGGCUUGGAGGGUCCUGGAUUGGUGUUCAUCGUCUAUCCAGAGGCCAUUGCCAUGAUGAGUGGUUCGGUGUUCUGGAGCAUCAUCUUCUUCCUGAUGCUGAUCACGUUGGGAUUGGACAGCACCUUCGGCGGGUUGGAGGCGAUGAUUACGGCGUUGUGCGAUGAGUACCCGCGAGUGAUUGGCCGGCGAAGGGAGCUCUUCGUCCUGCUGCUCCUGGCCUUCAUCUUCCUCUGCGCUCUGCCCACUAUGACCUAUGGCGGUGUGGUGCUGGUCAACUUCCUGAAUGUCUACGGACCUGGGUUGGCCAUUCUUUUUGUGGUCUUCGUCGAGGCCGCCGGAGUCUUUUGGUUCUACGGAGUGGAUCGCUUUAGCUCGGAUGUGGAGCAGAUGCUUGGCAGUAAGCCUGGCCUAUUCUGGAGGAUUUGCUGGACCUACAUAAGUCCGGUGUUUCUGCUGACCAUCUUCAUUUUCUCCAUAAUGGGCUACAAGGAGAUGCUCGGCGAGGAGUACUACUACCCCGACUGGAGCUACCAAGUGGGUUGGGCGGUCACCUGCUCCUCGGUGCUGUGUAUCCCGAUGUACAUGAUCUACAAGUUCUUCUUCGCCUCAAAGGGCGGCUGCCGCCGGAGGCUGCAGGAGUCCUUCCAGCCGGAGGAGAGCUGCGGAUCGGUGGUGCCCGGCCAGCAAGGCACCUCGGUGUGACAUGACCACGCCCAGGUC